Molecule: messenger RNA, 1141 nt
Organism: Myxocyprinus asiaticus (Chinese sucker)
Lineage: Eukaryota; Metazoa; Chordata; Actinopteri; Cypriniformes; Catostomidae
Product: beta-crystallin A1-like
Exons: 6
Coding region: 112-708 (198 amino acids)
Biological process (GO): lens development in camera-type eye; visual perception
Molecular function (GO): structural constituent of eye lens
Source: RefSeq, a predicted model, not a curated record
CGUCUGUAUAAAUAGCCCCACAUAUGCCUAAACGGGAGACCGCGUAGUGGAUUCCCCUCAACGCACACAGCUCAUUCUGUUGGGUCAGUCAGCGCUGAGAUAUCUGAAACAAUGGCUCUGACAAACCCUAUGUCCAUGCCCAUGGGACCAUGGAAGAUUACCGUUUAUGAUCAGGAGCAUUUCCAGGGCAGGCGUUGCGAAUUCACUGCUUGCUGCCAGAACAUCAUGGAGUUCGGAAUGGAGACUGUCCGCUCCCUGAAGGUGGAGUGUGGCGCCUGGGUGGGUUUUGAGCACACUACCUUCAAUGGCCAGCAGUUCAUCCUGGAGAAGGGAGAUUAUCCUUGCUGGGAGGCCUGGAGUGGUAGCAAUUCUUAUCGCAUCGAGAGGCUGAUGUCCUUCCGCCCCAUCUGUUCUGCUAUGCACAAGGAUUCCCGCAUGAUUCUUUUUGAGUGUGAGAACAUGUCUGGAAGACAGUGGGAGGUGUGUGGUGACUACCCCUCUCUGCAGGCUAUGGGAUGGUGCAACAACGAGAUCGGCUCCAUCCAAGUUAUGAGUGGCGCUUUUGUAUGCUACCAGUAUCCUGGUUACCGUGGUUACCAGUAUAUUAUGGAGUGUGACUGCCACGGAGGCGAGUACAGGCACUACAGGGAGUAUGGUUGCCACGCUCAGACCCCCCAGAUCCAGUCAAUCCGCAGGAUCCAGCAUUGAGAGGAACCAGCCGUGUCCUUCCUCCUUUCCUUCCCCUCCUUCUGACCCCUUAUUUCCUCCACUUCCUCUAUCCCUCUGUUCCCAGCCAUGCAAGAUGGUUUGUUGACCAGGAUGGCUGGCUGGUUUACUGAUGCUACACCAAUGUAACAAGUCCACAGCACUUUUUUACCCACAACAUGAGGAAAGAGAGACAAACUAUUGACAGCAGGUACGAUGCGAGAGAAAAAAGAAGAAAAAGUCCUGUAUAAUUACAGCCGAAUGGACGUGGUGCAGUGAGAAACCACAAAGUUGCUCUUCUUCCGUCAUGACUAUCAUCAUGAUCGUAGCCAUUACAGUUUUCAUGGUCAACUUCUGUACGAUAUUUGAUGAUUAAAGAAAUAAAGAAAAUGAGCAUAAAACCAAAGAAACAAAAAAACAGAAUAAUUGAUAUUAA